Molecule: messenger RNA, 5383 nt
Organism: Cavia porcellus (domestic guinea pig)
Lineage: Eukaryota; Metazoa; Chordata; Mammalia; Rodentia; Caviidae
Gene: Cnnm1
Product: cyclin and CBS domain divalent metal cation transport mediator 1
Exons: 12
Coding region: 72-2972 (966 amino acids)
Biological process (GO): intracellular manganese ion homeostasis; transport; magnesium ion homeostasis
Cellular component (GO): cytoplasm; plasma membrane
Molecular function (GO): transmembrane transporter activity
Source: RefSeq, a predicted model, not a curated record
CCCGCUCCAGCUCCUCCUCCCGCUCUCGCUCCGCUCUCUGCAGUGUCACGUGCGGCCGCGCUGGGUGCAGGAUGGCGGUGGCAGCGGUGGGUGUCAGGCUGCGGGAUUGCUGCAGCCGGGGAGCUGUGCUCCUGCUCUUCUUUUCUCUGUCUCCCCGACCUCCGGCCGCCGCUGCCUGGCUCCUGGGUCUGAGGCCGGAAGACACUGCUGGAGGCCGCGUGUCCCUGGAGGGAGGCACCCUGCGCGCGGCCGAAGGCACCAGCUUCCUCCUACGCGUUUAUUUCCAGCCUGGGCCCCCGGCCGCCGCCGCGUCGGCGCCCGCGCCCACCGUCUCCCCGGGGGAAAACAGCACCGGCGCCUGGGCCCCGCGGCUCGUGUUUAUCGAGGAGCCCCCAGGCGGGAGCGGCGCGGCGACCAGCGCGCUCCCCACGCACGCCCCGGGACCUCAGCGCUGCCGCGAGCAGAGCGACUGGGCGUCCGACGUGGAGGUCCUGGGGCCUUUGCGCCCCGGGGGCGUGGCGGGCUCGGCCUUGGUGCAGGUGCGGGUGCGAGAGCUGCGCAAGGGCGAGGCGGAGCGCGGUGGGGCGGGCGGCGGCGGGAAGCUCUUCUCGCUGUGCGCCUGGGAUGGGCGCGCUUGGCACCACCACGGUGCCGCGGGCGGCUUCCUGCUGCGCGUCCGCCCGCGGCUCUACGGCCCGGGUGGGGACCUGCUGCCGCCCGCGUGGCUGCGGGCGCUCGGGGCGCUCCUGCUGCUGGCCCUGUCCGCCCUGUUCAGCGGCCUGCGCCUGAGCCUGCUCUCGCUGGACCCGGUGGAGUUACGGGUGCUGCGGAACAGUGGCUCGGCCGCCGAGCAGGAGCAGGCACGCCGCGUGCAGGCCGUACGCGGCAGGGGGACCCAUCUGCUUUGCACCCUUCUCCUGGGCCAAGCCGGAGCCAACGCCGCCCUGGCCGGCUGGCUGUGCGCUUCGCUGCCGCCGGGUGUCGGGGGUCCCUGGGAGGACUACAGCGAGGCGGGAGUUCAUUUCCCGUGGUUGCCGGCGCUUGUGUGCACGGGCGCCGUGUUCCUAGGAGCCGAGAUUUGCCCUUAUUCCGUGUGCUCGAGGCACGGCCUGGCCAUCGCCUCGCACAGCGUGUGUCUGACCCGGCUCCUGAUGGCGGCCGCCUUCCCGGUGUGCUAUCCGCUGGGCCGCCUGCUGGACUGGGCGCUGCGUCAGGAGAUCAGCACCUUCUACACGCGGGAGAAACUGCUGGAGACGCUGAGGGCUGCAGACCCCUACAGCGACCUGGUGAAGGAGGAGCUGAACAUCAUCCAGGGCGCUCUGGAGCUGCGCACCAAGGUGGUAGAGGAGGUGUUGACCCCACUAGGAGACUGCUUCAUGCUGCGUUCAGACGCGGUGCUGGACUUCGCCACUGUCUCCGAGAUCCUUCGCAGUGGCUACACUCGCAUCCCGGUGUACGAGGGCGAUCAGCGGCACAACAUUGUGGACAUUCUGUUUGUCAAAGACUUGGCCUUUGUGGACCCCGAUGACUGCACCCCACUCCUUACCGUCACCCGCUUCUACAACCGGCCUCUACACUGCGUCUUCAAUGAUACCCGGCUGGACACAGUGCUGGAGGAGUUUAAAAAGGGAAAAUCUCACCUGGCCAUUGUCCAGCGGGUAAAUAAUGAGGGAGAAGGAGACCCUUUCUAUGAGGUAAUGGGCAUUGUCACACUAGAAGACAUCAUAGAGGAAAUCAUCAAAUCAGAAAUCCUGGAUGAGACUGACCUCUACACCGACAAUCGGAAAAAGCAAAGGGUCCCGCAUCGAGAGAGGAAGCGGCAUGACUUCUCCUUAUUUAAGCUUUCCGACUCAGAGAUCAAAGUGAAGAUCUCACCACAGCUUCUGCUGGCCACACACCGCUUCAUGGCCACAGAAGUGGAGCCCUUCAAGUCUCUGUACCUUUCGGAGAAGAUUCUUCUCCGGCUUCUGAAACAUCCCAACGUGAUCCAGGAGCUGAAGUUUGAUGAGACGAACAAGAAGGCCCCAGAACACUACCUCUACCAGCGCAACCGCCCUGUGGACUACUUUGUGCUGCUGCUACAGGGUAAAGUGGAAGUGGAGGUUGGUAAAGAAGGCCUUCGCUUCGAGAAUGGAGCCUUUACCUACUAUGGUGUCCCAGCCAUCAUGACCACUGCUUGCUCAGAUAAUGACGUGCGGAAGGUUGGAAGUCUGGCUGGAUCCUCCGUCUUUCUGCCUGUCUCUGUGUCGCGCUCCGCCUUCAGCAGAGGGGACUCCCUGGCAGGCUCCCCAGUAAACCGAUCCCCUUCUCGCUGCAGCGGGUUGAAUCGCUCUGAGUCUCCGAAUAGAGAGCGCAGUGACUUUGGUGGGAGCAACACCCAGCUGUAUAGCAGCAGCAACAACCUCUACACACCCGACUACUCAGUCCACAUCCUCAGCGAUGUGCAGUUUGUGAAGGUCACACGACAGCAGUACCAGAAUGCACUCACCGCCUGCCAUAUGGACAGCUCACCCCAGUCCCCUGACAUGGAGGCCUUCACUGAUGGAGACUCCACCAAGGUUCCCACAACCCGGGUCACACCCCAGACACCCAAGGAUGAUGCUGCCCUCAUGCUACUGAACAACAGGACCAGCCUGCCAUGCAGCCAUUCAGAUGGUCUGAGAAGCCCCGGAGAGGUUGUGUAUCUGAGGAUGGAGGAGAUAGCCUUCACCCAGGAAGAAAUGACUGACUCUGAGGAGCACAGGACACAGCAACUCUCCCUGUCCCCUGCAGCUGUUCCCACAACAGCAGCAUCAGGUAAUGAAUGUUUUAAUAUCAUCCUGGACACAGAGACCAGUCCUUGCAGCAGUGACAUUGAGGAAACCAUGGGCAAGAAGCUGCUGAGAACUUUGAGUGGUCGAAAAAGGAAGAGAUCAGCAGAGGGAGAGAGAACCUCUGAGGAAAACUCCAACUUAACACCUCUGAUCACAUGACAGGCAAAGACAGCCUUCACGAGUGUGUAAGAUCCAGGGCUUUGGGGGAGAUCUGCUCUUUCUUCAUCUGCUUGACCCCAAGGCCUCCCUCGGUGACAGAGCAUUCUGCCUUCCUUCCGUUCCACCUUUUCACCCCUAGCUGUCAGUUUGGCAGAUUUUUCCCUCCUUGCCUCCAGUUUGACUCGGAACCUUGCCGUGGCCAUAACAGAAGGUGCCUCUAAUGGAAAUGCUAGAAAUGGCCUUGUCUAUAGCACAGUCUGAAACCAGAAAAGAAAUAACCCCAAGCUGACAAUACCACUCUGAGACCCUUUUGUUCUCUGUUCUUUGGGAUCCCAAUGUUACAGGAGACUCAUGUCCUGGAAUUCAUGCUUUCCUCCAGAUAAAAGUUACAACUUUGUACCAUAUUUCAUGCUUAGCUUAGUUCAGAAGGUGGCGCUGGCAUAUGGCCACAUAGCAGGCUGGAGUAGCAGGUAUAAAGAUUGAUUUGGAUGGACCAAGAAUUCCUCCAGAACUUUGGAUCAUGGGACUCAGCUGCAUUGGUCUGUGAUUGAUGUUGCAGCACAGAAAACUGUCAGUGACUGGUUUCCUGUGAGAUAAGGGUUUCAGCAGCCUGGGGAAGUAUGCCUCAGCUGGAAUGAAAAGAAUGUGAUAUGGAACCUUGACUCAGUGUUUUUCCCAGGGAUGCGUCUGUUUUGGCUCCCAAUCUAUAAUCCGCUCUGGAAGAGGAGCAGGGAACAGAGACCCAUGUGGGAGCCAAAGAUGGAACUUUCAUGUUUUAAGUGCAUAUCAAAGAAAAUAUAAUAAUAAUAAAAACCUUAAGUGGAAAAUUUUUAAGCUGUGAAAGUGAGUUUAGCCAUGACAAACCAAAGAGUGCCCAGGUCUGCCAAGAAGGAUACAUGAGGACUUCAGUGUGUGUUACACAGCAAUGUUGAAGAAUCACCAUUAUUUUUCACUUUUUCCCUGCCCUCUGACUGACUACACCCCAGCAGGUCAGCGAAGUAUACUUUAGUCCCACAAUUUGAACUGGAUCUGUGGUUUUUCUCCUGCAUGUUGGGCCAAGUGCAAUUAUGAGAAUUACCACAAGAUGGCAGAAUGACUGCACAUAUAGCACAGUACAGUACAUAAACUGCAGUACCUACUUUGAAGAAUUAUUCAGAGUUCUGAUCAGGAACCAUAGCAAACUUUAGGGAAAACUUGAAAAGUGCAGUUUGCCUUUGGAAAGCCUGCAUGCCUUUCUGAUAUGUCUCUCGCUAUUUGAGUGGUAUCAAGUGAUCCAGUGGUGCCAGAUGAAUCCUCAAAUCAUUUCCAAACUUCUCCCUGUGGUUUACGAUGCAGGCUUCCCUCCCCUUCCUUGAAAAGGAUAAUUCCCUCCCCUCACCUACUCAGUUAACCAUGUGGGACAGGGGAAAACUCGACAAUUCCUCUGGAUUAUUUGCAUCUCAAAGGAAAAUGCUUACCCACAGGAACCUUUAACUCAGGGGUUCUUACCUUGGGGUCUGUUACCCCAGAAGGUCCAUAAUUGGGCUUCAGAGGAUCUAUGAAACCCUUAAAAUUGCCUGAAUUUAAUAUGUAUGUUUUUAGUGUGUUUUCCAGAGCUGAAGCUUUCCUAAGAUUGUCAAGGUUCUCAGACCCAAAAAGGGUUAAAAUAACCACUAUUUUCAUUAAUGGAACUUUUUAUCCAAUGUUUCUGCAAUGCAAGAUGAAGUGGAUACUAGUCAUUAUGAGACAGAUUUUGAAUUGUAAGUGGUCUUCUCAAGUGUGUCAGUAAUUGGGGAAGCAGGACCCAAUAAGAAGCAGGAGUCCUCAGAAAUUCUUGGCACACCCUUGAUAUUGUACAUCCGAUGCACCACAAAAUUUUGGUUCUCUGCCCCACCAAACCAGAGCAGGUAUUGCAGACAGGAGGGCCACAGCAUGUGUGAGUAAAAACUUGGAGCUAGAGAUGUCUUUUUCGGUAAUACAUUACUGACUUUGAGACAUCCCUUGCCUGACCUGGCCUGAGGCUCAGCCAUGCAUGUGUUCUUGUAGAUAACCCUCCUGCUACCCACCCCUCACCUACUCUUGCCUGACAGGAACAGUGUCAGCCCUCAGUGCUGGGCAUCUUGGACCCAGACCAGUAAAUGGUGAACUAGAAUUGUCAUCCUGCAGUCUCCCAGCCUAGCUGGCCACUGAGCCAGAAGAGCUGCCUGACGAGGUUCCCUCUCCUUAUCCUAUAGACCACCAGGCACGGACCACUACUCUUGCAUUACAUUCACCUCCGUGCAGAACCUCUAAGGAGCUCGUCACCACUCCUCUCCCUAGCUCCCUACCCACAGAGUUUCUUCAGGUUUAAAAAAAUGGAUUUUACAAUAAAGCAUUUAUGAAGGGUCAAUUGUAAAUAAUUUUUAAAUAAAAUGAAAAUGCUUUUACUGGAA